AUGAAAUUUUGGGAAUCGCGGGAAGAGGGUUCACAUUCAAUGGACGUGAAUUGUGUUGUCCAAAGGGUGGGUUGUGGAAGAGGGGCCUUGGAGGAGAAGCUGCUUUCCAAAGCUGUGUGGAAGAGUGGAUCCUUGAGCUGUGCAGGGAACAGACUACGUCAGCAAAGGAUGGACUAUGUCCAUGACCUCUUCAGUUCGGUUCAAUUCAGUCCAGUCGCUCAGUCAUGUCAUGAUCUCUUAGAUCUAUAUUCAAAUAAAGAGCGGCUGGACUUCCCAGUGGUCCAGAGGUUGAGAAUCCACCUGCCAAUGCAGGGAACGUGA
This is a messenger RNA of Rangifer tarandus platyrhynchus (Svalbard reindeer), 321 nucleotides long. NCBI's taxonomy places the organism in Eukaryota, Metazoa, Chordata, Mammalia, Artiodactyla, Cervidae. The record is from the annotation of a GenBank genome assembly.